AUGGCCCAUGCAGAGCUUGAUCGUCUACAAGCAUGUUUAAACUUCGCACUUGAUAAACUCCGCAAGGAGUUGGACAAUUCCCAGCUGCCUCCCCUGAGCCAACUCAGUUCAGUUGAACACCCAUUGGACGACCCAACAACCUACUUACCCAGUACGGGAUUGUUUGAAGCUCGCCGCCUCUCUCUAGCAUGCCUGGGAGAGCUAAAGAACCUUAUCCAGUCGCCUUUGGAUAAGUGCAUGGAUGAGAGAUUCACUGCAUAUGGUGUUGCCUGCACCGAUACCCUGAUCAAGACCGGUAUCAUCGACUACCUGUCUGACGUGCCAAACCCUUCCCAAGGUGUCCCGGCCGCUGAACUGGCCUCGAAAUUUGAACUUGAUUCUCAGAAACUCGUUCCCAUUCUCCGCUGCUGUGCAGCCAAUGGUUGGGUCAGGGAGACCCGUGACUCAUCGUUCGCUCUGAACAGAUGCUCGCGCACUUUCAUUGAAGGUCACGCAGGUCGGAGACUGAACUUUUUUAUGCCUGGGUUUGUGACGAUGAUAGAAACCAUACCAUAUUGGGUGGCGGAAUCGGAGUGGAAAUUAUCGCGUUCUCCAGAGCAGACUGCUUUCCAGAUCGCAUUUAAGACUCCCUUGUUGGCAUUCUCCUGGAUUAUGGAGAAUCCAGAGGUCCUCAUUCCAAUUGCGAAUCAUCUCAAGUCAGUCGCUGGAGACAUGUCUACACCAAGUAUCGUGGCAGACUACCCAUGGGAACAGCUGGAAACGCCAGUCAUCGUCGACUGUGGAGGGGGAGAGGGCGGCCUAGUUUCGGCCAUCCUAGAUGCGCAUCCUUCCUUCCGAGCAAUCGUACAGGACAUGGAGAAUGUGGUCGCACUGACAAGUUCGAUUAUGGAAGAACGCCGCCCUCGUGAUAUCGAAAAUGGUGUACUCAAAGUGGAAGCCCAUGACUUGUUCCAGCCUCAGGCAUGGAUCGGAAAUGAGUAUAGCUUCAUCUUGCGUCAUAUAAUGCAUGAUUGGCCGGACAAAGAAGCAGCGACGAUAUUGGGCCACGUGGCUCGUGCACUCGGUCCUAAGUCCAAGAUACUCAUCAUCGACAUGGUAGCUGUCCCGAACGUAAAUGCGACUGCUACAACGAGCUUCGAAUCGUUCUUACUUGAUAGCGAUGCUAAGCGCCUCGACUGCACUAUUCCAUCGCACUUUGGUUCAGCGUCGAAAAUCGUAAGUGGUUCCUCGAUGCACAUGCUGACCAUGAUCAACGGUUGCGAGAGGUCUUUGCGUGAGUGGGAGGCACUUGUGAGGGCGUGCGGGCUCCGUAUCAUGAACGUUUACCCGCUGCGAGCUCACACUUCCAUCAUUGAAUGUGCACUUGACACACGAGCAUUGCUGUAA
This is a messenger RNA of Suillus paluster, 1386 nucleotides long. Its product is annotated as O-methyltransferase-domain-containing protein. Bases 1 to 1386 code for a protein of 461 amino acids. Gene Ontology annotation, molecular function: O-methyltransferase activity. The transcript has 10 exons. Lineage: Eukaryota; Fungi; Basidiomycota; Agaricomycetes; Boletales; Suillaceae. The record is from RefSeq and is a predicted model, not a curated record.